AUGGUUGAACACGGAUUAUAUCGAAGAAUUUUACGGGUAACGUUUGUUGUGCUCACCAUCAUCCUCAUCCUAACCGCCAGCAGCUUAUAUGUUUUUAGGAACAGGCUCCCAGGUUGGGUAUCCGGCCAUUGUUCCACAAAGUUCCAUCGUGAAGUUUGCAUCAGCUGUUCAUCAGCUGAUCAGCUGUUCCUUCAGCAAGCUUUCCUUCCAAAUCUUAAGAAAUGUGAUAUAAAGUUUCGGGUUGGAGUUUCACCCCCAUCGUAUUCUUCCGCUAGCAAGCUAGUUCUUCUAGUUUCCCAGGUAUACUUGGAGACUGAGUGGAGUAAGGUUAGAUCUGUACAUCUAUCUAGUUCUCCUAUCAUAGUCCUGCUAGAGGAGAUCACAUCUCUUCAACUAGCCCAGGUGCCUGAGUUUAAUAUAUUGCUGGGAACCAGUCUAGUUCUCCGUUGGGCAGAGUCAGGAUUCUGGCCAAAAUUUCUCUUCUACCUAACUGAUCAGGAACAGAUUGAGGGUAUACUGGGAAAGGAGACUGGGUAUGACUGUGUUGGGCAGACCUCAGAUGGGUCAACCUCCACACGCUCUACAGCAGAGGGGUCAGGAAGUCCUAGAUUUAUGGAGAAUUUUAGCCCCAGAAGUGAUAAAUUAAUCCAAAGAGGAACCAAAGAGGGGAUGACAGGAAGGCGGAGGGAGGGGAGGAAGGAUGAAGAUUGGAGAAGGAAGGAGGGAGGGCAGGAAGAGGAAGGUGUAAUGUUGAGAAAUGUGUUUUAA
This is a messenger RNA of Eurytemora carolleeae, 768 nucleotides long. Its product is annotated as toll-like receptor Tollo. The record is from RefSeq and is a predicted model, not a curated record. NCBI's taxonomy places the organism in Eukaryota, Metazoa, Arthropoda, Copepoda, Calanoida, Temoridae. The transcript is spliced from 8 exons. The coding region runs from base 1 to 768 and encodes 255 amino acids.